ACAUAAACUAACAGCAGAAGAAGAAAUGCGGAAGUGCGCACGGUGUAAACAAUCGAGUCAUGGAAAUAGGAAUGAACCCCCCAAUUGAAAAUAUCACAUGUCUUUAAAAGUAACAUUUCUUCUGAUUAAGAAUAGUGUAAUGUCGCAGGUGAUAUUUUAAAUUAACACAGUGUGGGCUGCUGCGUGUGUCCGCCAUGCCGUAUCUGGGCAGUGAGGACACGGAGCGGGAGCUGAGGAGGGCUCUGUGUAACCCCCACAUCCAGUCCGACCCGCUGCGAUACCGGAACACCGUGCUCAAGGUCCUCCGUGCGAUGUCUCAGGGUGUGGAUGUGUCCGGCCUGUUCAGUGAGAUGGUGAAAGCGUGUGCCACAGCGGACAUCGUCCAGAAGAAACUGGUCUACGUGUUCCUGUGUUCCUACGCCGCUCUGAACCCCGAGCUGUCUCUGCUGGUCAUCAACACGCUGAGGAAGGACUGCCAGGACCCCAACCCCAUGGUGCGCAGCCUGGCCCUCAGGAACAUGACCAACCUCCGGUUGCCCAGUCUGGUGGAGUAUGUGGAGCAGCCUCUGACUGCAGGCCUAAGGGACAGAGCGGCCUGUGUUCGACGCGUGGCUGUCCUCGGCUGGGCCAAAAUACACAACCUCCAACCCAACUCUGAGACAGACGCCGCGGUGGUGAAUGAGCUGUACACCCUGCUGAGGGACCCGGACCCCGUGGUGAUGGUGAACUGUCUCCGAGCUCUGGAGGAGAUCCUGAAGGAGGAGGGGGGGGUGGCUAUUAACAAACCCAUCACCCAUCACCUGCUCAACAGGUUGAAGGAGUGUGACGUCUGGGGUCAGUGUGAGGUCCUGAGGGUCCUGCAGCGCUACCGGCCUCAGACCGAGGACGAGCUGUUUGACAUUCUGUCCCUGCUGGACGCCUCGCUGGUCAGCCCCCACCCCCCCGUCAUGGCCGCCACCCUCAGCCUCUUCCUGGGGCUCUGCUCGGCCCUGCCUGCUGUCGGGCUGGCGGCCCUGGAGCGAGUGCGGGCCCCCCUGCUGACUGCCUGCGGAAGCCCCUCCAGAGAGAUGAGGCUCACCGCCCUGUGCCACAUACAGCUGCUGCUGCGGUCUCUGCCUGGCCUGAUGGGGGCGCACUACAAGCGUUUCUUCUGUGGCUACGCAGAGCCAGCCUACAUCAAGCAGAGGAAAAUGCAGGUGCUGGUGGAGCUGGUGAAUGAUGACAAUGUUGCAAUGAUACUGGACGAGCUGAGAGGGUACUGCACCGACGUGAACACUGACACCGCCCAGGCUGCCAUCUCAGCCAUAGGUGGAAUUGGGCGGAGCUACAGCGACAGAUGUCUGGAGAUCCUCACUGGACUGCUGGGGCUCAAACAGGAGCACAUCACUUCUGCCGUGGUGCAGACCAUGCGAGACCUGGUGUGGGUGUGUCCUCAGUGCAGCGACACGGUGUGUGAGGCUCUGGAGGGCUGCGAGGACACGCUGCAGGACAGUCAGGGCAGGCAGGCCUUGCUGUGGCUGCUGGCUGUGUAUGGGGAGCGGGUCUCCAGCGCCCCCUACACGCUGGAGGUGUUCAUUGAUGGAGUGAGGAGCGAGACGUCUGUGGGAGUCAAGAUGGAGCUGCUGACCACCACCAUGAGGCUGUUUCUGUGCCGGCCUGCUGAGACGCAAGACAUGCUGGGAAGACUGUUGCACUACUGCAUAGAGGAGGAGACGGACAUGUGCGUGCGUGACCAAGGGCUUCUCUACUACCGCUGUUGCCAUCGUGGGAUAGAAGAGACACAAAAGGUCCUCCAGGGACGGAGGUCAGACCCUUCCCUGGGUGUUCUGAUUGGCCGCCCUGCGGAGCCCGUCAGCCAGUGGGCGUGCAGCUUUAACACUCUGGACCCUCUGAAGCAGGGCCCUGUGGAGACAGAGCCCCCCAGCAGAGGAAGCCCUGAACAUGUGACCUUUGACCCCAAGCCUAACACCGACCUCUCAGAAACACUGGACUGUAGUCAGAUUGUGAAGCUUCAUUCAGCCUCAGACAGAGCCAGUGGGUGUUCGGACUCCUCGGCUGAGGGACUGGCAUCCAGUGUAGCCCCCCCGCUCAGUUUGUCCCUCACUCCGGUUCUCAGCCCGGAGGAGUUUGAGCGUCUGUGGCUGCAGCGACAGGAUUUGCAUACUGAGCAAGAUGCUGAGAAGCGAGAAGAGGAGGAGGAUUGUGCAUGUCUUGUGGAACACAUCCGAGGCCCUGCAAUAGCACACUGCUCCCCUCAAAGCCUUCAGGCUGCAAUGCAGCUGGUCAACAUCCAGACACUGGCCUUCACCCCGCCGCACACACUCCCUUGGAGGGUGUACCUGUUCACACACACCCAGCACACACACAGUGGCAACGCACCACACAGCACGCUCAUAGUCGGGGAGCUGCUGUACACCGGAGAGGCAAAUCAGAGGGUGGGGGUGGUAAAGACAGGCUCGGAUGAUGGAGACUUGGUGGAGGGCAGCAAAGAGGAGCAUGUGAGAGAGGGAGGAGACCUCAUAUCUGCUGGGCUGAGAGAGUCUGCCAGAGAAAAUGGAGAAGAGGAGGAAGUGAAAGUGACUCUGAAGCAGCAACCAAGAGAUGACAGCGCUCUGAAGGGGUUUCUCUCCAUCCUCACCACCGUACUGCACACACUGUCCUCAGAGAGGGCGUAAAUAUGCAUUACACAUGCAUACACACACACAAGCAUCAUUGGACCUACCUAGAUGUGUUAAGUCAUUCGGUCCAAGUCUCAGAUAAAGCCCCACCCCACUUAUCUGUCUUACAAAAAGAAAAAGUAAUUAGUAGCCGUCUCAUCCUAAUAAUAUUGGCCAAUUCAUCUAACAUGUUGAAAAACUAUGACGAUUGUUCAUUAAUAUUAUAGAUAUUUAGAGAAAAUAAAUUAUCAAAACUUUAAAAAAUAUGUUUUCUUAAUUUCUUCUUAAUUAAAACUGAAACAAACUAGAACUGAAGACCACUUCUCUGAAACUCACUAUGUCUUUAAGAAGUCCCUCACUGAUCACAAUCAUUCCCUCUCAAACGGAACUUGCGUAAACCACAGACAGAAUGACAGAAACCAGUCGGGUUAGCAUUUGGCCUGGUUUUCACCACACUCUAUUAAUGGCUUUCCUGUAUUUACGGGAAAUGUUUUCUGGCUGGCCACUGGUCACUGCACAAAUGUAUACUUCUCUUUUAUUUUGGGAUUGAGAGAAAAACAAUGGUCAAAGACAAACAUGAUGGAAACCACCUUUCACAGGAGGCAGAGCUUGACAAGGGAGGAUUGUGUACCCCAGUGCCCAAAUGCAGACAAUAUACAUUUGUUUGGAGGGCUCUUGGAGACAUGUAAAUGAACUGAUUAAAAACAAAUAAAACAUGU
Molecule: messenger RNA, 3376 nt
Organism: Gymnodraco acuticeps
Lineage: Eukaryota; Metazoa; Chordata; Actinopteri; Perciformes; Bathydraconidae
Gene: ap4b1
Product: adaptor related protein complex 4 subunit beta 1
Exons: 13
Coding region: 195-2675 (826 amino acids)
Biological process (GO): vesicle-mediated transport; intracellular protein transport
Cellular component (GO): membrane coat; clathrin adaptor complex
Source: RefSeq, a predicted model, not a curated record